Molecule: messenger RNA, 3562 nt
Organism: Electrophorus electricus (electric eel)
Lineage: Eukaryota; Metazoa; Chordata; Actinopteri; Gymnotiformes; Gymnotidae
Source: RefSeq, a predicted model, not a curated record
ACCCUUAUUUUAGGUUCCUGACUCUUUGCUGAUUUGAACCCGCCCACUGUACCAUCUGUAUAUAAAAGUCUGCACAACUAUCUGAACCAGAGAAAGAAAAAAAUAAGUGCUGAUAAGGCAUGUGUAUUCUGAUCUGUUAAAGACCAUGAAGUUUAAAGUCCUGUGCUUUUUGUGUCUCCUGGGCCCAAUAAAACUAGGCUUUUCAGCGGUGAUCUCUGUGCCUCUUGGCUCUUCUGUAGUCCUGCCCUGUUCCUUCAUCCUUCCCACUCCAGUGAACGAUGAACACCUCAAUAUCACCUGGACCUUAGAAGGGUUGGUGGUCGCAUCAAAUCUGCAUGUAGAAAGAGGCUUCUACCUGAACCCCUUGGCCAUUGUGGAUGGGUCUUUUGCCCUGACGGUAAUCAAUGCCACUACACACCAGCAGGGGGUGUAUGAGUGCAGUGUAAUCAGCAAUGGGACUGAAUAUUCCACGAAUAUUUCACUGGCUGUCAUGGCUCCCCCCACUUUGUCCAUACCCUCUCGGACAGUGGUGUUGGGUCGAGAGAGUGUAGUUGAGUGUCGGGCGAAGGGUUUUAGCCCUCCUUGGAUCACAUUUUCAUGGACGCGGGCAGGCAAGCAAUUCGAAUCCCCUCAGGUGUUCAAAGCAAACCGCACAGAAGAUGGGCUGUUUGAGGCAGUCAGCAGGGUGACAUUGGUCCCUGAACCCACAGAUCAGAAUAACACUUACAGCUGCACGGUGCAGCAUGAAGCUUUGGAGAAACCACUUGUACAAGAGUUCAACAUGACCGUCAUCAUUCUCCCCAAGGUCACCCUGUCUGUUGUGCCAUCUUCCUCUCACUCCUCUCCUCUCACUCUCGCCUGUGACAUCAACGGCUUCUACCCAUCCAACAUGUCCGUGGCGUGGGUGCAACAUGGCACCACCCUGUCCGAGCCUCCCCAGGCCCGUCUGAAUGGUGAUGGGACAUACACAUCCCGGCACUUCCACACUCUCAGCAUGGAGGAGACAGACCGUGCUGGAUGGGUGCAGUGCGAAGCUCAGCAGCCUCAUGUUUCUCAGCCGGCCUCUGGUUCCAUUGACCUGUCAGCUGCCAGUUCACUCGCACGGGAAAUCGUUCUGACAAAGUCAGCGAAAGCCUCCGUGGCCAUGAUGAUCAUCUCACUCAUUCUUAUCUUCCUGCUCUGUUUUGGCUUCUCUUGGAAGAGGAGAGAUGAGAAGCAGAAAAGCCUGACUAUAUCAGCGAUCAUCUUGCCCCCUCGAGUGGUCGUGGGGCAGAAAGGCAGAGUCACCAUUUGUAUAGAGGGCAGAAGAGCAGACAGGGUAGAAACUGCCUGGUUCCUCAAUGAUAUCCCCAUAGUAGAUACCUCUUAUACAGGAGAAAAAAGCUAUGGCCCAAUUUACUCAACAGACCAUGGCCACACUCACAAGAUUUCUCGUGCGUCUUUGGCAUCUGAGAAAGGCCCGCUACUGCUGGCCACUGCUCCUGGAUAUUACAAGCUGUGCACUCAGCAGCCCUUACACACUUCCGGACCCACCAAACAGCUCCUGUCGUCUGUUACGUUUGUACCAAACUUAUCUGUCCACAAGGGGGCAGUCUUCAAAUGCCAGAUCUCCUACCAAGGCAAAGACAAUAUAGUGAUGGAAAAAAUAUCUAAUAAGUUUACCAUUCUGGCACCACCUGAAGUCUCUGAAAUCCAACUUUCAGAACCAAAUGAGGAAUCAGGGAUCGUCACGCUGACUGUAUCGGCAUCAGGCUUCCACCCAGACGUCAUUACAUUCCGCUGGUUCUGUGAGGGGGGUGAGCUGAGCCCCCUGGCUGCCCCACUAGCCCUAGCUGCCCCACGGCCCGAUACCCAGGGCUUUUUCUCAGCCAUGAGCCAAUGCCGCCUGCCCAAGGAUGAGCUGGAAAGAGGGAAAACUAUUGUGUGGGUCACCGUCCAUCAUAUGUCACUCAAACAACCUGUGACACGGAAGACCAUAGGUUUCCUAAAGAAGCCCAUCAUAUCAGAAAUCAGGUGCUCUUCUUCCACCCUGCAGCAGCCAUUAACCUUAGCCUGUGACAUCGCAGGUUUUUACCCUCCAGACAUCACAGUCCAAUGGCUGAAGAGGGGUAAAAGUGAAGAACAGGAGGAGGAUGUUGUUCUCGGGGAAAGAGAAGUUUGGGGGCCAGUUCAGACCUCCCCGAGGAUGUUCCAGGCUACAGCUCUGAUAAAAGAGGUGGAUGAAGCUGAGGAGAUUCUGUGCAGGGUGGAGCACUGCUCCCUCCUAGAGCCCAUAGAGAGAGUUUGGAGGAAGAUUCACCUCGUGGCUCCUUCUGUUGCUCUCUCCCUGUCUGUGAACUGGAGGGAUGAUGGUGUGGGGGUGUUCUCCUUGUACCUGUCAGGUGGGGUGCCACACCCCACGCUACUGUGGGCUGCUGGGAGCACCACCCUCUCCCCACUCCUCUCCAGAGAGACAGAACAGGCUGCUGAGGAAAGGGAGAGAGUGCUAAUAAGCAUCUGUGCUGUGGCAGUAGCUCCAGAAACACAGGGAGCUGAACGCCAACCUCACAGAAGCAAACUUCUGCACUAUUCUCAGAUACCUGGAUUAGAGAAUGAAGCUAUGGACAAAACCACCAGCGAGCGUGAAAACACAUGGGAAAAAAAAGGGGAUGAAGGAAAAGUGCCACUCUCAUCAGACAUCAUAUGCGAGGAGAGAACUGAUUCUGUAGAAGAAGAACUUCAGCCCUCUUAUAUAAAUACAGUGAAUCAUGAAGAAAGAGGGAAGACACAGGGAGAGACAGCGCUGAGGGUUGCCGUGGAGAUUACCCAUCCUGCCCUUAGUCUGCCAUUUAUCGUACCUGGACAGAGCCUGAAGAGGAAGUGCAAUCCUAAUGUAUUGUCAUUCAUCAUUUAUUGUUUAUUUAUAUAAAAAAGUGAAAAUUAUCUAAACUAUACAUCACUUAUCCAACUCAAAAUACAGAGAAUGUCAGCAUUUUUCAUUUUCAUUUUAUCAUCAUUAAAAUGUGGUUAAUUUGGUUUGAAUCCUAAAUGCUAUAACAUAAUGAAGGUGUUCACUUGCAUCUAUGUGACUGUUUUAAUCUUUUCCCUUGUUGGGAUGUCUAGUCUAGUCCUCAAUAUCAGUACUGUUAGUACAGUACAUUACUGUCAAAUAGUGGACAGUCUGGGUACUCCAGACUUGAAAUGAAGAAAUUACUUUUAAGAUAUCAGUCUAUAAAUACAUCUAUAUGGGGCAAAGCAUUAAAAAUCACAUUGCCCCAUAUGUCCCAAAUCCUUUCAGCUGAUUACUUGUCUGUGAUUCAUAGAUUUCACCAGAUGCUGGGUUAUUUUCCCUGCCUCUACCAGGCCUAUACAUGCAGGCGUUUUAAGUUCUUAAUUGUAUGGACUAUUUGUCUUUGAGUUUGAAAUGCAUGUUCCAUGAAGUUCAGGUGAAAUGAUUGACUUAGCUAGCCACUUUUUUCACUUUUUGGCCAUAUAAAGGCCUUUGAUUAUAUAGUUUGAUUAUAUAGUUCGCACAAUAUAGAUGUAACUACGGUAAAAUUAAACCUGACAUUCUGCACUUUAA